GCCGGAGCUGAUCUCUCUGUUUGAUGGUGAUAAUUACGAAAAUUGCUUUAGGCUAGACGUCGCGUCACUUCAUUGUGUGAUUCAUAUUCUCCUUAGAGCAAGCCCUUGCAUGGCCAGGGAGAGAGGAUUCUAUCUUUUCCUGGUAAGUAAUCCACUGGAUAUUCACAUUGACAAGCAGAGGAGCAUAAUAGUAACACAUGUGAACAGGAGUCGAUGACAGAGCUCACAGCACUGACACAAAACCCAAUCCACCCCGGGAUCAUGGUCUCGGCACGCCAAAGAAAGUCGAUCCUGGGACGCAAAUCCUGCCGCAAUCUUUUUGGAACCUUCAUCAAAGAUCACCCAAUGGUUGCACGGCGAUGGGUAAAAAGAACCCGCCCUCUCUCCGAGGGCAUCUUUCCGUCUUUCAUAGCUGAUACUGAUGCUAACCAGAGCGGGCAAUACAUUCUUGAGCUGGUCAAACACUCCACCGACAAUACUAAGUUUGUGCUCUCGUUCGGAAGACAUCUAAGGUAAGAACCCACCCUGCACGUUGAUUCUGACCAUACUUCCUAACACUCUCCAUUCGCGUGUCCAGAAAUCUCGGGGCCAUGGUCCUGAUGAGCGAGAUUAGUUAUGACCUAAGGCUUAUUUCCGCAAUGAUAAUUCAGCAGCUCAUGCUGGCCGAUCCCGAUCCAUCUUCCUUUUGGCCACAGGACACUGAUCCCAUAUUCUUUUCGUGGCUUAUCCGUGGAGCCGCAAUCGACGCGGCGUGGAUGAAAAGCUUCAUCAAACUGUUAUCCAUCAUCGACAAGACAAACGUUGCCAGCAAUCCUCAAGCAACCAGCCACCUUUUCGGUGCGGCAAAAAUCAAGCCCGUUGCAUUACUGGAAACAUCCGACCUCAGCAUCAGUUCCGACGACCAUCCUCUCACAAUCGCGACCGAUUUGGAGACCAUCAGCUUUUUUAUUCUAAGCCAAGAUCGCCUCCAAAUCGUCGAUAUCCCAAGAAAUUUCAUUGAAGAUAUCAGCGUGGAAGUUGCGGACUCAUGCCUCCAUAUCGACAUGGUUGAAGGUACACACUAUGUCACAAGUGGAUUGCCCGUAACGACAGACGUGGUUUAUGUAACGUUCGAAAAGUCUCGCACCGCACUGGGGAUUCUCGAUGCCUUAGAUGGAGUCAUCGUCCCUCACGCCUCUCAAGAAAUGUCACCAGAACCAUCCGGUUCUAGCGUCGGUGGUAAUGCUAACACUCAAAACCAAGCCAAAGCCACGAAAGAUCAAGUACCCAAAUGCCAACGGCAAGCUAUAUCCGCCGCAAUCGAUGUCCCUGUGCCCGACGAGGGCAUUGGCGAGUCUCCUGCUCGGGCUCCAGCCAAGAUCAAAGAGGCAAAAGAUAGCACGGAGCGAAACCGGCACGCAGCAUCAUCGGCAGCAAUUGAGCUCGUUUCAUCAGAUAACAGCUCAACACAGUCGAAAAGUAGCACUCAAGCAACACCAAGAGCCAAUAGAGCAGAUAAAACCGAUACAACGAAGCAGACAACCAAUACUACAGAGAGCGGGUAUGGCUCUCUUAGUUCUGAGGCUGCCGCACAGAACGGGCGUGGUCAUCCCGCAAGAGACGCAAACCACAAGCCAGCUACAGCGUCCGUCGCCUCUCCAAGCGACAGCGACUGGAAUCAGAGCGAGCGUCGCGAUGCCCAGGUGCAGGUCGAGUGCGGCUCUGCGGAGGGGUGGGGGAGCGACUUACUCGAUUCGGCAAGGCGGGACCUUCAACGUCACCAGCAGCAGCUCGUCGGCUCGCAGUGCUGUGAAAGCCAUGCGAGCAGCAGCACGCAGCACCUACAGGCCGACAGCAUGCAGAAAGCCCCCAUCAACGUGCCGGCAGUGGCAGCCGCAGCGGGCCAACCGGUUGUGCCGAGUGGAACGGCUUCAGCUGGCAAUGGUUCUCGCUUGAAACGUCCCCACCACAAGAUCAACGGCUCAGUUGACAAACCUAUGACCACGGUGGACUGGGAUCAGGAUCUUCGUACCGAGAAUGACGAGGAGAGACCCAGCGCGAUAAAGAAGCAGAAGAUCACUUCACGUACGGCCAAGCCUACAAACCCACUACCAGCAACCCCCAGUUCAAAGAAUGACGUCCUGCCCACGCUGCCAUUAAGUCCAAAAGCCGCCGAGGUCAAUCUGGCUCCGCGAAAGCGUGCAAUAAAUCGAGAAAAGCGACAGGUCACCAAGACACUCGCAUCAGCCCGCCAAAAAAGAUCAGCAGCUAGUAAGGCAGCGGAAAAGCUGGCCCACGCAACAAAGAUGGAAAAUUUACCAUACGACUUGGAUGAUCCCAUUGAAUCAAGUGCUCCAGAGAGGACAAGAAUAGCUCCUAACACCGAUGCGAUGGAAAUAGAUAGAAUGGGCAUAAAUGACAAUCCCGAGAAAUCACACAAUCAGCCACCGACCUCACGUCAGCAGGAAGGAGAACUUAGACUUCCAGCUGACAGUAAUUCCAGCAAAGACAUAACGCUGGAACUCGCCAGUUCCCUUCCCGAAGGUCAUAUGCAGCCAAUGCCAUUCAGUGAAGAAAGCACACGCCCGCAUAAUCAAGUGCAGGUGCAGCCUACAUGGCCAGAAAACCCCAAUGAUGGGAGAGACAACUGUCGUACAUCGUCAACGCCGAGCAGAAAGCGCAAAUUCGUCGCGAGCGACGGUUCUCAAAUGUCACAUGAAGAUAGUAUCGAAGCCCAUAUGCCUGCAAAUAAGCGCCUGAAGGAAGAUUAUAGCAACGGCCAAGCCUCGGGUAAUAAGCUUGCGACAGCUAUAAAAACUGCUGGUGUUGAGGUGGACCACAAGCCGAACGAUAACGUGACCAUCCAAGGGAACAAUAAUAGCUGUGAGGCGGAGAGUAUUAAAAAGCGUCCGCAGAUAAACAAGACGCUAGAAUCCUCUCAGAUUUCUCGAAAUGUUUCCCUGUUCAUUGCAAAGCAGAAUGCAAAAGGACACAAUACUGAUACCACGGGAGAUAUUCAAAAUAUCCAGAACGAUGCUGAGGACCAGGACUGCAAUCGAGCAAGCCCAAUGAAGCCUCAGACGUUGGAGACAGAAGCACACAGAGAGCUUAAACAUGUUUGUAACACGAACAACCGUUUAUCAAAAGUGCAAAUGCAGAAUCAAAGCCAAGUGAGCGAUGCAGACAUAGAAAUAGCAACGUCCGCCCCGAAUGCGGAUUCAAUCGACGGCUCUUCGGGGGAAAGAAGUGGAAGUCUUAACGCAUCCGCCCAUGGUGAUUAUACCGCCUCGGGAGUUCAUAGCGUGAUUAUGAUCAGUAGUGACUGUGAAGAACUCCAGGGUAACAUGAUUGUAAACAGCACUUCUAUCAAUGACCUAUCCGAAGACACAGUCCCUGUCGGGCAUAGCAUGAAAGGGCCAUUGGAUUCUCAGAGCAAGACUGUCGACGAAAAUGGAAGUCCUCGCCCCCGGCAAAUUUUUAGAAGAUCCCGAGUCAAUGGUGUUCAGCUUGGAUGUGCACAACAAGAUCAAGAAAAACACAAAGAGAAACCCGGCGCGCCAUCACCAGGGAUUCGCGGUAAUGCCGCCGGAAAGGUAACGAGUGAUGUAGAGAGCGAGCGUUUAGAGGGCGGGUUUGAGGAAGACAGCACGCGUAUCGCAAGCCACAACAUUUCGAAUGAUUCUUCUUCUUCUCUGAACCAGCCAGAAUCAACCUUAAAUAAACGUGACGCCAUAUCUGGGGUACCGGAAACCACAAAUCGCAACCCAAAGCCAAAUACAAGAGCCAAAGGAAAACCGAAAGAGCCCUCGACUGUCAUAAAGAAAGUUAAAGGAGUUGUUAAUACAUCUCGAAAUGUAAACAAAGUCCGCAAAAGCACUAGGAUAUCGAAAGCACCCUCAUCGCGAGGUCGCAACAACAACCGACAUAUUCCAAGGGCUAGUAGCGAUGGUGUUGAUGCAUCAGGUAAUUCCCAGGCUGAAACUAAAACUGAGAACGUCGGUUCCUCCGAGGCUGUGUCCUCAAGUUGGACCACGACCUCGUCGGAGGGUAUCAGUGGCGAUGCUACGCAGGAAUGGCAAAAGGCGCUACGGGCAACACAAAAAGCCACGCUAGAUAUCUUGUUGGAUACAAGUAAUCGCCUGGUCCGACAUUUGAUGAAUGAAGAGGCGGCCAUUCUGAAUGUCGUCGACGUGUAUAAGAAAGGGGGUGACAGAAUACUUGAUCAGUUGGAAGAGAUGCACAAGAAGAGUUUAAAUACAUUUCUGGGAAAGUUGCGGCCAGUCAAAAAGGGCUUGAAUGACCUUCGUCAGGGUAUUUUGCGCCAAUUGGAAGAAAACGAACUGGUAUUGGGCGAUAUCGCCACGAAGAAAUUCUCCAGGAGAUGCGAGAAGAAUAGACAAGCGCUGCAGCGAAAGAUCGAGAAUACGGCGAACAAAGUGUGA
Messenger RNA from Coccidioides posadasii C735 delta SOWgp, 4421 nucleotides. The record is from RefSeq and is a predicted model, not a curated record. NCBI's taxonomy places the organism in Eukaryota, Fungi, Ascomycota, Eurotiomycetes, Onygenales, Onygenaceae.